Diprion similis is the source of this 1656-nucleotide messenger RNA. It is a transcript of the gene Sqor, whose product is annotated as sulfide:quinone oxidoreductase, mitochondrial. The record is from RefSeq and is a predicted model, not a curated record. Gene Ontology annotation, cellular component: mitochondrion. The transcript is spliced from 11 exons. Gene Ontology annotation, molecular function: sulfide:quinone oxidoreductase activity; FAD binding. NCBI's taxonomy places the organism in Eukaryota, Metazoa, Arthropoda, Insecta, Hymenoptera, Diprionidae. The coding region runs from base 1 to 1533 and encodes 510 amino acids.
AUGAAGUCUCAUCGAAACUCUUCAUUUCAGUGCAUGUUGAUUCGCCGUCGCAAUUCGGUAAACCGGCUCAUCAAUCCACAUGACCGUGUGUGCGAAUAUUCACUCUUUUUUGUUUUUUCAAACAAGUCAAAUACGCAACAGCUACGUAUCAAGCUAGUCGAGAACAUCUUACACAAUAUGUUUAAAACUUCGAGACACUGUACCUUGCUAUCUUUGAGACAAUUCAAUAACCAAAGUGUAAUCUUCAGAGAUGCACAUCACAGUUGCAAAAUAUUGGUGGUUGGCGGAGGGACUGCUGGCUGCACAAUGGCUGCAAAAUUUAGCAACAAAUUCAAGGGCUCAAAAGAUAGAGUCGUUAUCGUCGAACCUAGUGAGAGACAUUAUUAUCAGCCUAUGUUUACCUUGAUUGGAGGAGGAGUCAGGUCUCUAGAAUCGUCUUACAAGAGCAUGGAAAAAGUUUUACCGAAAGAUGCACAGUGGAUAAAAGAUCGGGUAACCAAGUUUGAACCAGAAUCUAACACGGUUACUGUUGCGAGUGGAGAUUCUAUCCGAUAUGAAUACCUGAUAGUUGCUUUAGGUCUUCAACUCUAUUGGAACAAGAUUCCAGGCCUCUCAGAAGCCUUGGAGGAUCCCAAGGUUCCAGUUUGUUCAAUAUACGGACCGGAAACUGUUGGAAACGUGUUUAAAACAAUAGAAAAUACAAAAAGUGGCUCAGCAUAUUUCACUUUUCCAAAUUCUCCAGUGAAAUGUCCAGGAGCACCGCAGAAAAUAGCUUAUCUCGCCGAAGAUUAUUGGCACAAAAAAAGAAAGCUCCAAGACAUUCAGGUCACAUACAACACGGCGUUGCCAGUUAUUUUUGGUGUUAAAAAGUACGCCGACGCUCUAUGGAAGGUCUGCCAGAGCAAAAAUAUAUCGGUCAAUCUACAGACUAAUUUAAUUGAAAUAAGAUCUUCCAAAAAUGAGGCGGUAUUUCAGAAUUUACAAAACCCGGAAGAACUGAAUACUGUGAAAUAUUCCAUGCUGCAUGUUACACCACCAAUGGGACCCCCUGAACUCUUGAAGAAUCACCCUGCACUGACUAACGAGGCUGGAUUUUUGAGUGUUGACCCUCAAACCCUAAGGCAUGAUAAAUACUCGAACAUAUAUGGUCUUGGCGAUUGUACGAAUACUCCGAAUUCAAAAACUAUGGCGGCAAUUGCGGCGCAAUCAAAGGUCGUUUACGAAAAUCUGUCGGCAGAUUUGGGUGGAAACGUGUCGAAAGAAACGUACAACGGCUAUGCUUCUUGCCCUCUUGUUACUGGCUAUGGAAAGUGUAUUUUAGCUGAAUUCGAUUACAAACUCCAGCCCACCGAAACUUUUCCUAUCAAUCAAGGCAAAGAAUAUUUUGCUAUGUAUUUAUUGAAGAAAGAUUUCUUCCCUUAUCUCUAUUGGAAUUGGAUGCUAAAGGGACACUGGAAUGGUCCUGCUAUAUUUCGGAAGUAUCUUAACUUCUUUUCGAGAAAAGAAGUUGCACCGACAUCAAAGACACAGUGAAUUGAAUUUAAUGGUCACAGAUGUGAUUGAUACCUGUUACUGUCCAAAAUGUACAUAUGUAUUAUUUGUUAUUUAAUAUCGUACCCAUGUUAUAUGUAAACAAUGUAAAUACUCGCGGUAUCU